CAGAAUUUCGCGCGGGAUACAGAGAUUGACAGAUUUAUUUAUAGAAACGGUAGAUAUGGCAAAGUGCCAACCUCUGAACCAGACCUAGCGCUCGAUAAAAAGUCUGUCGGGAGCAGCGUUCGCCCCUGGCGCUCGUCGGGCGAUGUAGUCGUGUGUCCUGCCCAAUUUCGGCCUUCAGAUUCACCCAUCAGCCUGGGGAGCGACCAUGAAGGGGGCGGGGCUGGGGAUGCUUGCGUGGGCGGAGACAGACGGGGCUCCUUGACAGAGGGCCGCUUCAGAAACAACAAAAGUUGCCCGGAAAAGCGGGGCAGCACGCCACGGUCUUCCCAGCGACCCGACGAAGUCGACGCCGGAGCCGCUCCACCCCAGCACCCCGAGGGCGUGGUCAGAGGUCAAGGUUUUAGACGCGGUGGCGGGAAGGCGACAGGUGUUCGCCGCAUAAGCAACAGUUGUGCACAGCUCGAUACAAUAUACAUAUCGGAGGGCUCGAACUACAAGCCCGAUCAAUUAGAACCCACAUCAUCGGCUAGGCUGAAUGAAUCUUACUCAGAUACCUGUGUCGCUCAUAUUCAGGAAAGUGUUCCUGGUUUGAAACAUAUCUCCAAUCUAACAAGCGAGCAAUAUUUGCAGCCGCGUAUAUUUCUGGAAGAAGCGCCGCUGGAACCUCACAAAGCUGAGUCAAGCGUUUCGACAAACAACCAUCGACCUUUGUCAGGACCUAGCAGUUCUAAAUCUCAGACUGCAUUUUAUCAUCCGAUUCAGGACUUACGAAGAAAUACCGGCAAAGAGAACCAUCUGCUUGGCCCAAACGUUUUCACCAAGUCUCUAGAGAACGGUUUCCAUGGAAGUCCUAUCGACACUGUACCGGAAGUAAAUCAUGAGACGCUGAGCUCAAGCAGAACUUCAAAGAAUCUUAAAAUCCAGCAUAUUGUUAAGAACGGGCGUGAGGUUUACCCUUCCGGAUCUGAUCCCGGAAACGCGGCGAUUUCUAGCGCCCUAAGGGAGCAGUCACCUAUUUGGGUCACCAGCACCAGCCGGCCAGGAGCCGUGGCGGCCCCAGAAGAGCCCCAAGACGAUGAAUGGGCGGAGCGCGUGAGUUUGAGCGACGCCAGCGACUAUCAGCACCCCGAACCGGGCAGACAUAGCCCGAGAGCAGGGGCCAAUCCGGCGCGGACGGGAAAGCGCAAACAGGGCAGCAAGAACAAUGCCAACUCCCGUUCGCGCCGGUUGAUGUCCCGCCCUGGCAGACGUGGCUGCUGCCGAAUCAUUCACCUGAAGGAGGAUAAUGCUAGAUUCAUUUUAUUGGCGGUCGUCAUGGUGCUCUACAUGCUGUCAGGAGCUGCCGUCUUCAACGCUCUGGAGAGAGAGAACGAGCUUCUGGAGCAGGCCACGUAUAAGAAGCGCAUUGAGGACUUCAAGAGCAAAUACUCCAACGUGAACGAGACGGAUUUACUCACGCUGUUGGAUAUACAUUCAGAGGCGGAGCUCGCCGGUUUUACUGGUAACAAGAGACCACGAUGGGAUUUUUCCGGAGCUUUUUACUUUGUAGGAACUGUCGUGUCUACCAUUGGUUUUGGAAUGACAACACCACGAACACCCUCGGGAAAAAUUUUUCUGGUCUUCUACGGAUUCUUCGGCUGCGCUGGAGCCAUCUUGUUCUUCAAUUUGUUCCUGGAGCGUAUCAUCACCUUCCUGGCCUACAUCCUCCGAGCCUUCCACGAACGCAGCAUGCGAAAAAAGGGUCUGCUCGGGAGAAGGAGGUCUAGCCAAGGGUCUGAGGACGAACAGUUGGAUUCGUGGAAGCCUUCCGUGUACUGGGUCAUGCUCAUCCUUCUGAUCGGCGCCCUGACGGUGGCACUGUGCGCCUCGUCCAUGUAUUACCCGGUAGAGGAGUGGACGUAUUGGGAAGCCAUGUACUUCUGCUUCGUGGCGUUCGCCACUAUCGGUUUCGGAGACUACGUGGUCAGUCAGAAGUCGGAUUAUCCUAAUGUGGUACUGUACCGGCUGGGGAACUUUAUGUUCAUUGUACUAGGCUGCUGCUGCGUGUACAGCCUUUUCAAUGUGACCUCCAUUAUCAUCAAGCAGCUCCUGAACUGGAUGCUGAGGAAGAUGAACUGCGAGUGCCGCAUACGAAAGCCCCCGCUGACCCGGCGCAACGCCAUCACGCCCGGCCACCUCCAAAAGGGCGCGCCACCCACGGCAGGAGCCUCUACUGGCAAAGCUCCAACAGUGACAGUCACAGACGGAGACAGUGACUCCGAGUACCGGAGAAACUCAGGGGAGAUGAUCUCUAUGAAGGACUUCCUACAGGCUAAUAAGAUCAGUCUCGCCAUGAUGCAGAAACAGCUUUGGGAGACGUCCCAGAGGGCGGGCUCUUACCAUAACAACAACAGCGGAUUCCAAGGUGGUGUCGGCCCACUCGCCAUUCUGAACAGAAAACUGGGCCAGGAUGAAUACGACCCUAAUUCGUGACGAAAGACCUAACGGCUUAUUGUGAAAUGACACUGAAAGUGCUUUUUUUCUGGGUCAGGGUCAAAUGUGCUCUAGAAACUAGCUGCACAAGCUGAUGUAGCUCGCAACUACAGCAGCUGAUGCAACUCUGCAAUUACACUAGCUGAUGUAACUCUGAAACUACACUAGCUGAUGUAACUCUGAAACCACACAAGCUGAUGUAACUUUGUAACUAGCAGCUGGAGCCCUAGAAGAUUAGAGCAUUAAUGUGUACUCUUAACUCUAGCUAAUACUUGGUACAUUUCCAAAGACGUUGGGACAUCAUUAUUCCCCUUGAAGUUACCCCAACACCAAGACAAGAGUUAAGGAACGUUGAUUAGGCAACAAAUUAUAGAGGCCUAGUUUGAAUUAGUUUUUAUUAUUUCUAUUAUUAUUAUUAU
Biomphalaria glabrata is the source of this 2891-nucleotide messenger RNA. Its product is annotated as potassium channel subfamily K member 12-like. The record is from RefSeq and is a predicted model, not a curated record. Gene Ontology annotation, biological process: potassium ion transmembrane transport; stabilization of membrane potential. The transcript has 2 exons. The coding region runs from base 1231 to 2472 and encodes 413 amino acids. Gene Ontology annotation, molecular function: potassium ion leak channel activity. Gene Ontology annotation, cellular component: membrane. NCBI's taxonomy places the organism in Eukaryota, Metazoa, Mollusca, Gastropoda, Planorbidae.